Fraxinus pennsylvanica is the source of this 918-nucleotide messenger RNA. The record is from the annotation of a GenBank genome assembly. Lineage: Eukaryota; Viridiplantae; Streptophyta; Magnoliopsida; Lamiales; Oleaceae.
AUGGCGAAUGGAUGGAUGAAGACACUACAAUGUAAGUCAAGAGCUGCAGAUGACGUCCUCCACCAACAGUAUUAUGACCACCGCUCAAACCAUAAAAACCACCAAAACCACUACCUUUUGUUAUCGAACUCCGCCAAUUGCAGAAACAGCGUUCAAAACCUUAGAGACAUAGUUGAUGUCGCUAAACCCAGAAAACCAAAGCCACCAAAACCACCUCAAACGCCUCCGUCGAAUGAACCCUUUUCAAGAAAAUCCGACUUCGGUACAAAACAGUCCAUCAACAAAACACACCACAGUAUCAUCUCUGGAUCCGGCUGGUUGUUACGAGCCACGGAUUCAUGCUUUCCGGCACUCACUGAGCUACCGGAGGGCCAUCCUUCGCGUAAUGUGGUGGAGAUAAUCUUUCGUUCAAGCUGGGGACCCAAGAAUUUCCCUGGUCAGAUUGAAAUGGUGUUCAAGGUCCAGAAUUUAGCCCGGGCAAUGACGCGGUUUGAGGAAUACAGGGAGUUAGUGAAGUCAAGGGCGAGGUCCCGUAGUGCUGCCACCGUGAACGGUGGAUCUGAGGAUCAAGCACGGUGCAUUGCCGAUGGGAAUGAGGUCAUGAGGUUCCACUGCCUGGCGGCCACCACAAGAGGAGCUUAUGACGGCGGCGGUUGUGCAUUUUACGGCGACAAAAAGAGUUCAAUAUGUACAUUUUCAGAGACUGGUGGAGCUCAUGAAAGUGCAGGUGGUGGUAGAGGGCGGAAGUCCAUGUUGGUUUGCCGGGUUAUAGCGGGUCAGGUAUGCAAGCAAUUGAAGUUUGACUCGUUGCUUGAAGGCCGAGUUGAGUAUGACUCGGUGAGCGGAGAUAAUGGCAAGUUCUCAGUAUUUGAUUCACGUGCAUUGUUGCCAUGUUUCCUUGUAAUCUACAAAUUGUAA